ACUCCAUUUCCAUGAACUAUUUCGUUUCGUUUCUUUUAAACGCGAAGGAAGUCUUUAAAAUUUGAGCGCCACCUUCACGAACAUUCUGAAGUCGCAAGUAAACAUUUCAACGCCGAUUUUAACGAGUCGGUAGAAGUAAACAUAAUUCAAGAUGUUGUCCAUGAAUCCUGUUCAGAUCUUGUCCCGAGGGGCUGAGGAGGAAAAAUCUGAAAUAGCUCGUAUGUCCUCAUUUGUUGGCGCCAUUGCCAUUGGAGAUCUUGUUAAAAGUACCUUGGGCCCAAAAGGAAUGGAUAAAAUUUUACAAUCAAACGACCCUAAUUGUACUAUACAAGUAACAAAUGAUGGUGCUACUAUAUUAAAAGCUAUUGGUGUAGAUAACCCUGCAGGAAAAGUGUUAGUGGAUAUAUCAAAAGUACAAGAUGAUGAAGUUGGUGAUGGUACUACAUCAGUUGUUGUUUUAGCUUGUGAAUUAUUGAAGGAAGCUGAAGAUUUAGUGAGUAAAAAGAUACAUCCACAGACUAUUAUAUCAGGUUGGAGACAGGCUACAGAUGCUGCAAGAAAAGCUUUAGUUGAUGCUGCUAGAGAUAAUGGAAAGAAUCCAGACAAAUUUCGUGAAGAUUUAAUGAAUAUAGCCAGAACAACCCUUAGCUCCAAGAUUCUCACUCAUUUCAAAGAACAUUUUGCUAAAUUGGCUGUUGAUGCUGUACUCCGAUUAAAAGGUAGUGGUAAUUUAGAUGCCAUUCAGAUUAUCAAAAAACUUGGUGGAGCUUUACAAGAUUCUUAUUUAGAUGAAGGUUUCUUGUUAGAUAAGAAAGUUGGUGUUAAUCAGCCUAAGAGAGUAGAAAAUGCCAAGAUUUUAAUAGCUAAUACACCAAUGGAUGCUGAUAAAAUUAAGGUAUUUGGUAGUCGAGUUCGUGUAGAUGCUGUAGCAAAAGUAGCAGAUUUAGAAACAGCUGAGAAAGAGAAGAUGAAAGAUAAAGUUAAUCGAAUCAUCAAACAUAACUGUAAUGUGUUUAUUAACAGACAACUUAUUUAUAACUACCCAGAACAACUAUUUGCUGAUGCAGGUGUAAUGGCUAUAGAACAUGCUGAUUUUGAUGGUAUAGAACGUCUAGCAUUAGUUACAGGUGGUGAAAUAACAUCUACUUUUGAUUGUCCUGAUAUGGUUAAACUAGGUACCUGUGAUCUUAUAGAACAAGUUAUGAUUGGUGAAGAUCAGUUAAUCAAAUUUUCAGGUGUAGCCCUAGGAGAAGCUUGUACAGUUAUUUUACGUGGAGCAACACAACAAAUAUUGGAUGAAUCUGAAAGAUCUCUGCAUGAUGCUCUAUGUGUUCUAUCACAAACAGUUAAAGAAACUAGAACAGUUUUUGGAGGAGGUAGUUCUGAGAUGUUAAUGGCUGAUGCUGUAGCCAAGUUAGCAGCUAAAACUCCAGGAAAAGAAGCUGUAGCUAUGGAAGCUUUUGCUAAGUCAUUAAGAGCAUUACCUACAUGUAUAGCUGAUAAUGCAGGAUAUGAUAGUGCUGAUUUGGUUGCCCAACUAAGAGCUGCUCAUACUGAAGGAAAACACACAUAUGGUUUAGAUAUGGAACAAGGUGUUGUAGGUGAUAUGGAGGCUCUAGGAAUUACAGAAUCUUUCCAAGUUAAAAGACAAGUUCUACUUAGUGCCGCCGAAGCUGCCGAAAUGAUAUUACGUGUAGAUAAUAUUAUUAAAGCUGCACCUCGACAAAGACAACCUGACCACAGACAUCAUUAAAUGUAUCAUAUCCAGUUAUUCAUUUCAAUAUAUACUACAUUUUAUCAUAGCUUCAAUGUAAAUUGUAUGAUAAAAAGAAUCAAGUGCUAUCUGUUUUUUUGUAUAUUUAAUUUAUUUACCAUUCUCAAAUCUCGGACAUGUGACACACAACAGUCUUGCUUUUCGUAAUUUUUUUGUGAUAAUAAAAUGAUAUCAUGA
Messenger RNA from Patella vulgata (common limpet), 1951 nucleotides. Its product is annotated as T-complex protein 1 subunit beta. The record is from RefSeq and is a predicted model, not a curated record. Gene Ontology annotation, cellular component: cytosol; chaperonin-containing T-complex. Gene Ontology annotation, molecular function: ATP hydrolysis activity; ATP-dependent protein folding chaperone; ATP binding. NCBI's taxonomy places the organism in Eukaryota, Metazoa, Mollusca, Gastropoda, Patellidae. The transcript is spliced from 15 exons. The coding region runs from base 152 to 1753 and encodes 533 amino acids. Gene Ontology annotation, biological process: protein folding.